UUAGUAUUAAUUUAUGCUAAUAAAGUUUGAGCAUCGAAUUAUCUUCUCAAUUAAUAUUCCAUAUAUAUAAUUCAAGUAUCCGAGACCCAGAACUCUUCAGGAUGGCCUUCAAGCGGAUGAAACUUAUGGAUCCCAUCGAUGAAAGCAAAUCAAAGGCCCAGCAUGCAGCUGUUGCAGAAGAACUUGGGAGGGAAAUACGCGUGUUUAAAAGCCCAUCGGUUUCCAUAUCACCGGAGUCGUCUGCUUCCAGUAAUGUUUCUGCAGCUGAGGAGACUGAUGAUUUUUAUGAUCUCACACCUGAGGAUUAUUAUCACAUGACCUCAAAUAAAAUAGGAGCUCAAUCUCAAGUUCUUAAAACAAGGAAGAUCCGAGAAGCAGAGGCAGCAGCUCGCAGAGAAAAAUUAACCAAGGCAACAAUUAGAGUCCGUUUUCCUGAUGAUUACAUUCUUGAGAUAGAUUUUCAUUCAUCAGAGAAAAUCCAAAAUCUUGUGGAUUUUCUGACAAAAGUUGUUAAUCGACCAGAUCUUCCAUUCUACUUAUAUACUACUCCUCCCAAGGAACGAUUAAUAAACAUGUCAAAGGAUUUCUAUUCAGCCGGAUUUGUUCCUGGGGGUAUUGUUUACUUUUCCUAUGAUCUGCCAAAAGAGGAUGCUGAUGGUAAUCUAUGUCCCUACCUACGGGAUGCAAUCCUAUCAUUAAACGAGUUGCAUCCAACACCCGACCAAAAUGCCGAUGCCUAUGCCGAUGCCAGUCCUCAACCAGAACCUGCUACGGUCCUCACCCCUGCUCUUCCUGAGCCGAAGCCUGUUAGCAAAAAGAUGACAAAGCCGAAGUGGUUUAAGUUAUAAGUUUGACAAAGGUAAUCUGUGGAAUCCCCAGAUCAUUCACCGGUCAGGCCAAGCUCGGAGGAACUGUUCUGGGGGAAAAAAAAGAACCUGUAUUUCAAUUCACCGCAACUGGUUAUGAGUCAAAUUCCUUAUGUUUUCGUUUGGAUAAACUUUUGGCACUGUUGCUUUAUAAUGAUAAUACUAUUAAUUUGCAAGAAUUUGUGUUUUGUUUUUA
Molecule: messenger RNA, 1062 nt
Organism: Asparagus officinalis (garden asparagus)
Lineage: Eukaryota; Viridiplantae; Streptophyta; Magnoliopsida; Asparagales; Asparagaceae
Product: plant UBX domain-containing protein 1-like
Exons: 8
Coding region: 102-848 (248 amino acids)
Biological process (GO): protein-containing complex disassembly
Molecular function (GO): ATPase binding
Source: RefSeq, a predicted model, not a curated record